Messenger RNA from Oncorhynchus kisutch (coho salmon), 2440 nucleotides. RefSeq names its product transmembrane protein 185-like. Lineage: Eukaryota; Metazoa; Chordata; Actinopteri; Salmoniformes; Salmonidae. The record is from RefSeq and is a predicted model, not a curated record. Bases 357 to 1409 code for a protein of 350 amino acids. The transcript is spliced from 7 exons.
AGAAUGUGGCAGUGUAAGAGAGGAUCAAAAUCGUAGUGUUAUGUAUCACGGGUCAAUUGUGACUGACUGAUCUACAAAUAAUAAUGAGUAGUUAGUUACGAUGCAGUGUUCUUUGUAGAUCAGUCAGUCGGCAGUCUUCUGCAAUGUCGAACAUGCUCCAUUAUCAUUGUAGCAAGCUGCUUUGACAACAUUCGCUACAUUGUUGCCAGUGGCAGUAGCCUUACUGUACAUGACGCCCCUAGUGGCCUGUCUCUCUAGCUAGCGUGAACCGCAAUAGCAAGCCGUUUGAUUAAAAGAAAACAUCCUUUUGAUACGUAAUUUUAUUGUUAAUCCAAAUAAGGAUAUAACAUAUAGUCAUGAAUCUUCGGGGAUUCUUUCAAGACUUCAAUCCCAGUAAAUUCCUCAUCUAUGCCUGUCUGUUGCUGUUCUCUGUUCUACUGUCCUUGCGUCUGGAUGGCAUCAUCCAUUGGAGCUAUUGGGCUGUGUUUGCCCCCAUUUGGCUAUGGAAGCUAAUGGUUAUCAUCGGUGCCUCAGUUGGCACAGGCGUCUGGUCCCAUAACCCACAGUACAGGGCUGAGGGUGAAACCUGUGUGGAGUUCAAGGCCAUGCUGAUAGCGGUUGGGAUCCACCUACUCCUGCUCACCUUUGAGGUUCUGGUGUGUGACCGUGUGGCGAGGGGCACCCACUUCUGGCUGCUGGUCUUCAUGCCCCUCUUCUUUGUCUCGCCUGUCUCUGUUGCAGCAUGUGUGUGGGGCUUCCGCCAUGAUCGCUCUCUAGAGUUGGAGAUCUUGUGCUCGGUCAAUAUUCUCCAGUUUAUCUUCAUUGCCCUGCGACUGGAUAAAAUCAUCAGUUGGCCAUGGCUGGUCGUCUGUGUGCCACUGUGGAUCCUCAUGUCCUUCCUGUGCCUUGUGGUGCUCUACUACAUGGUGUGGUCAGUGCUCUUUCUGCGGUCUAUGGACGUCAUCGCAGAGCAACGGCGCACUCACAUCACCAUGGCGAUCAGCUGGAUGACAAUCGUUGUACCCUUGCUCACUUUUGAGAUCCUGUUGGUCCAUAAAUUGGAUGGCCACUACAGCUCCAGCUAUGUGUCCGUUUUCGUACCUCUCUGGGUAUCCCUGGUGACUCUGAUGGCCACAACCUUUGGCCAGAAAGGAGGCAACCACUGGUGGUUUGGCAUCCGAAAAGAUUUCUGCCAGUUUCUUCUUGAGCUCUUUCCCUUCCUACGGGAGUAUGGGAACGUUUCUUAUGACCUGCACCAUGAGGACCCUGAGGUGUGCGAGGAGAUGCCUGCACACGACCCGCCAAAAAUAGCCCCGAUGUUCAGCAAAAAAAAUGGUGUGGUGAUCACACAGAGCCCAGGGAAGUACUUUGUGCCGCCUCCAAAACUGUGCAUUGACAUGCCUGACUAAAUGAAAGCUUUGCAACAACUGCUCUAGUAGAGCUUUGAUGGACUUCAAAUGCACCAGACAGCUGGAUAAGUAUUUUUUACAACCACAUAUCGAUUUUUUUAUGGAAAUGGAAUGUUCUAGAAGGUUAAGUAGAUACUUACCCCAAACGGCAAAUCACUCCCUCAAUAUUGUUGUGCAGUAUGGGUGCCCUGAAAAAACGUGAACAAAGGCUCCAAAAACACCCAAAUAUGGCCUUUUAGAAAUGGCAUAUAACAUUGCGGAUAAAGUUCGGGAUGAUGCGAUUUCACGUGUACAUAUCUAAAUACCUGCGUCACUAUACUGAGAGCUUUACCGUUUCUAAAGUAACCUAUUUUGGUGUUUUUGGAGCAUUCAUGUUUUUUUCUGGCCAUAUUGCACAACGAGGAUGAGGAAGUGAUUUGCUGUUUGUGGUAAGUUUCUCAAAAACAAGUAGAAUCACAAAUAAAAAGGUAGCUGGACCCUUCUAUAACAUGCCAUUUACAUCAGAAAUAGAGAUUUGAUUGUAAAAAAGAAGAAGAAGAGCAUAGCUUUCCAUGUAAGUCACUCCUAGUGAGUGAUGGGACCUGGUGGGACCGGAAUUUGGACAUGUUUUUUUCUGAAAACAAAAAUCCAUGGCAGAGUAUGUGGAACAAAAGGCACUCUUAUAUCAACGUGUGUUUUUCCAUUGUAUUGGCAGUGGAAAUAAUUAGUUUAUUUUCAUUGAUUUUAUGUGAUAUACUGUAUAGUACUUUCUAUUUUCCUUGUGAUGUUCUGGCCGCCAACAAAAUAUCUCCAAAGCGUUCAUCCUCUUUUAUAAUUCAGAUAUAUCUUUCACCUUAUUCCAGUUGAAGAUACAUUUUGUUGUAUGUUUGUCAAAUGACCCAAACCCUGAUUUAUUUGUAUUUUUUUUGUAUCAAAGCUCAAAUACUAUAUGUUAAGAUGACAACACGAUCAUGCUAAUUAGUCUAACCUUUUUAAACCUAAGAUUAGCUUGCUACUUGGGUAUAUUUGUUUAUUAAAUUAUUUAACUUCUC